AUGCUACCGUUUCCUGCUGCACCCCCCUCCAGGCUAUCUACAAUUCAAGUACGGGCAGCUUCACGGCUUGUUGUGGCUGCCACCGGGGGAUUCGGGCAGGCCAGGAAAAAGAAACGAGACAAGGUGGUGUACGUGUGCGAUCAGUGCGGAAACGAGAGCAAGCAGUGGUGGGGGGACUGCUCCGCCUGCGGCGCGCUGGGCAGCUUGAAAAGAUUCACGGUGACCGACGAUGAGCCGGGGCCGGGGGGUGGAGGCGGGGGGGCAGCAAUCCGGGCAUUUGAACGGUCUAGAGGGAAGGUGGGUGGUCCGGGGGGCAGGGAAGAUCCGAAGAGGCGAAGAGCAGAUGAUGGGAGCGGGAAUGGUAGCAGUGCUAGAAGUGGUAACAGUGGUAGCAGUGUUAUGAGUGGUAGCAGUGGGGUGAGGAGAGCAUAUCCCCGAACGGAUGCUGGUGGUGUUAGCAGCACUGGAUCAGUGCAGUCAGGUGCUGCUGCUGGUAUUAACUCACAGCAAGUGAGCAGUGUGGCGGAACAGGGGGAGGAUGAGGGGGAGGAGGAAGGUGAGGAGGAGGAAGAAGGGGAGGGAAGUGAGGAAGAGGAGGAAGGGGAGGAAGAGGAGGGUGGCAGUGGACAGUACAGCAGGAAUGGAAGCAAGGGGCCGGAGGGGGAGGAGAUUUGCAGAGUGCUGGGCGGAGGGGUUGUGCUGGGGUCCCUGGUGCUUGUGUCCGGCAGCCCAGGUGCCGGGAAGAGCACCCUUCUGCUUCAGUUGGCAGGGCUGCUGGCAGAGGAAGCAAGGGGCUCGCGGACAGGGGGUUCCCCGCCUGCUGUGCUUUAUGUGUCGGGGGAAGAGCGCGAGGAGCAGCUGGCCACGCGUGCCAAGCGCCUGGGCAUCACUGCGGACAACCUCUUCCUGCUCUCUGAGAACAACCUCGAGAGCAUACUGGAGGGCAUCACGGAGUUAGAGCCGCGCGCUGUGAUAGUGGACUCCAUUCAGACCAUGCACCUGCCAGGUGUCACCGGCUCAUUGGGCAGCGUCAGCCAGGUGCGAGAGUGCACGCUGCUGCUGCUUUUGGAGGCCAAGAACCGAGGAAUCCCCAUCUUCAUUGUGGGCCAUGUGACUAAAGCGGGGGAUGUGGCAGGCCCGAGGGACCUGAAGCACAUAGUGGAUGUGGUGAUGCACGUGGAGAGCGACAGGCAGGAGAGUCACCGCAUCCUCAGCACCAGCAAGAACCGAUUCGGAUCAACUGAUGAGGUGGGCGUGUUCGAGAUGGCAGCGCAGGGCAUGGUGGCAGUGCCCAACCCCAGCCUCGCCUUCCUCCCAGCCAGCCGCACGCGGGGCAGUGCAGCGGUGGCUGUGGUGAUGCACGGGAGCAGGCCGCUGCUGCUGGAGGUGCAGGCGCUAUGCGUAAAAGCCAUUCCCAACAUCCCCCCUACCAAGACCGCCAACGGUGUCGACAUGUAUCGCCUCACCAUCCUCACCAAGAUCAUGCGCCACAUCGGCCUGCCCAUCGCCUCCCGGGAUGUGGUGGUGAACGUGGUGGGGGGCAUGCAGGUGAAGGAGCCUGCUGCUGACCUCGCCAUUGCUGUCGCCAUCGCCAGCAGUCUGUACGAGAGCCCAGUGCCAUCGGACACGGCCCUCAUUGGCGAGAUUGGGCUCAACGGGGAGUUGAGAGGGGUGUCUCAGCUGGAUCGGCGGGUGAAUGAGGUGUCGAAGCUUGGCUUUUCUCGCUGUGUUGUGCCGGCGAAGCAAUGGAAAGGGCAAGCAGCACCCAGUGGAUGUGAGGUGGUGAAAUGUGAGGGACUACGAGAUGCAUUGAAGGCAGUAGGGAUACAGAGCACGGGUUACGGGGGUAAAAGGAAGGCCAAAGAGGAGGAAAUUGAUGAGGAUGAAGACGACCUUCUGCUGCGCCCGCCCCUCGCCCUUCUCCCUGCUCCACCUUUCUUCCCUUCCCGCUUCUUCCCCCUCGUCGUUGCUCUUCUCCUCCGCUUCUUCCGCCAACCCCUGCUUGCGCCGCCAAUGGCGUCCCUCGCCGCGCAAAAUCUCGCUCGCGAGCUCGGCGCGCUUUCCGCCCAGCUUUCCGGGGGCGCGGAUUUCCCCGUCAGGCGAACUUCUGUUCCUCUAGCGGGUGUGACUAAAAAGAAUCGCCUUCUGCGGGCGGCUGCGGACCCCAGCAGCAGCAGCGAAUCGCAACGCCCGCCGUCGAGUGCGCUCAGCCGUCGAUCGCUGCUCGCCGUGUCGCUGUCCGCGGCAACUCUCGCACCGCUCCUGUCGCCGUCGCUUCCCUCGUUUAGUCCGGUGGGCCCAGCUCAUGCUGCUGACGUGGAUCUGUCCCCUGCUGAGCUGGAGGCAGCAGUGCGGCGAGCAGUGGCGAAGGUGGUAACCAGAGCCAAGGCGCCUGGCGCGCUGAGGAUCGUGUUUCACGACGCAGGGACGUACGACCUGGCGAGCAACACAGGGGGGAUGAACGGGUCGGUGCGUUUUGAGUUGAAGCGACCAGAGAACGAUGGGCUCAAGCGAACCAUCAAGGUGCUCGAGAAGGCACGCCUGGAGCUCGGGCCCCUGGCAAACGUGGUGUCCUGGGCCGAUCUCAUGGCAGUGGCGGGGGCUUACGCAGUGGAGUCGUGUGGCGGGCCGCACAUCCCUGUGCGCAUGGGCAGGCGAGAUGCGAGUGGCCCCGACCCGGAGAACCGCAUGCCAGCAGAGACGCUGAACGCCAAGGAGGUCGUUGCCAGCUUCAAGUCCAAGGGCUUCAGCCUACAAGAGACAGUGUGUCUACUGGGAGCGCACACACUGGGAGGGAAGGGCUUUGGCGAUGCCACCAGCUUUGACAACGCCUACUACUCCAUUCUACUGACCAAGCCGUGGCUCGACACGAGGAACAGCAUGGCGGACAUGAUCGGGUUGCCAUCGGACAAGGCCAUUGUGGACGAUGACGACUGCCUCGUGUGGAUCAACAAGUACGCCAACGACCAGGACCUCUUCUUCCGGGACUUUGUACCGGCCUACACCAAGAUGGUCAACAGCGGAGCCGUGUGGGCAUGA
Molecule: messenger RNA, 3039 nt
Organism: Closterium sp. Naga37s-1
Lineage: Eukaryota; Viridiplantae; Streptophyta; Zygnematophyceae; Desmidiales; Closteriaceae
Source: the annotation of a GenBank genome assembly